Archocentrus centrarchus (flier cichlid) is the source of this 3205-nucleotide messenger RNA. RefSeq names its product BCL11 transcription factor A b (gene bcl11ab). Lineage: Eukaryota; Metazoa; Chordata; Actinopteri; Cichliformes; Cichlidae. Gene Ontology annotation, cellular component: nucleus. The record is from RefSeq and is a predicted model, not a curated record. Bases 261 to 2693 code for a protein of 810 amino acids. The transcript has 3 exons. Gene Ontology annotation, biological process: negative regulation of dendrite development; regulation of transcription by RNA polymerase II. Gene Ontology annotation, molecular function: DNA-binding transcription factor activity; RNA polymerase II cis-regulatory region sequence-specific DNA binding.
ACGUCACGUCCGCACUUGAACUUGCAGCGCAGGGGGCUUCACCAUACCCCCAUCACUCUCUCUUUGCAAAAAAAAAAGUCAUGAAGAGCUCCGCACAGCCCGCACCGCACUACGCCUCACCCCGUGUAUGAUCAGCAGCUCGUUGCUUUUUUUCCUUGUUGGAUGUCAGACGCAUCAAUGAAGAUAUUUCAUUUGGAGUUUACCUUGUAGGAACGGAUUUCCCAAUGUGAACUCAGCUGAAAAUCCGUCACUAAACCAACAUGUCUCGCCGCAAGCAGGGCAAACCCCAGCACUUGAGCAAACGGGAGUUUUCGCCUGAGCCGCUGUCAGGUGUUUUACCAGAAGAAGACUCUCAGGACUCCCCCAGCCUGAGAGUGGCUCAGGGUGAGCCCCUAAAAGGGGACCAGGACCUGCUGACCUGCGGCCAGUGCCACUCUCGCUUCCCCCUGGCUGACAUCCUGCUUUUCAUUGAACAUAAACGGAGGCAGUGCCACGGUAGCCUCUGUGUGGAGAAACCUCUGGACAGGCCACCAUCCUCCCCGCUCGCUUCUCCUCUUUCCACAUCCUCAUCGCACUCGCGGACCCAACAUCAGCACCCAAGGAAGGUGCGUCAACCUGUCGAGGUGGCUGUUCAGGUGUCGCCACAGGAUGAGGAUUGUUUAUCUGCGCCGUUGCAAGGAAUAAUCCCUAAGCAGGAGAAUAUCACAGAUAAAGAUGAGCCCAGCAGUUACACCUGCACCACAUGCAAACAGCCUUUCACCAGUGCCUGGUUCCUGCUCCAGCAUGCCCAGAACACCCAUGGCUUCCGCAUUUACCUGGAGAGUGAGCCUGGCAGCCCCCUCACCCCUCGUGUGGCUGCAGCUCCUGGAAUGGGGGGUGACUGUAACUCCUCCCAGCCCCCUCUUCAUGCUGUCCACUUGGCUGAUGGCAGUCCUUACAGCCUCCUAAGAAUGCCGGGUUCUGGGUCUGGUCGGGAUUCAGCGUCUACACCUCGUGAGGGCCGCUAUCCCCGAACACCACCGCUAUUUAGCCCACCACCUCGGCAUCACCUCAGCCCUGAUGACUUAGCCUUGGCAACACACCAUCCCAGUGCUUUUGAUAGGGUGAUGAGGCUGAACUCUGUGCCAUUAGAAGCCCCUCAGAGCAUGGACUUCUCUAGACGUCUACGUGAGCUGGCUGGCAAUGCCACUGGAGGUUCGCCGCCUCUUUCCCCUAAUAGACCCAACCCUAUGCAACGGCUGCUACAGCCAUUCCAGCCAGGUUCUAAGCCCCCAUUUUCAGCUACACCUCCCCUCUCCACCUCUCAGUCACCUUCUGGCUCACGUUCCACCCCUAAUCCUGUAUCAAAUGCAGUCCAAUCGAGCACCCCUCUCAAGGCAAAAUCUUGUGAGUUCUGUGGGAAGACCUUCAAGUUCCAGAGCAACCUUAUCGUUCACCGGCGUAGCCACACAGGGGAAAAGCCAUUUAAGUGUCACCUCUGUAACCAUGCCUGCACACAGGCUAGCAAACUAAAACGUCACAUGAAGACUCACUGUCAGACCAAGUCUUCAGUACUUAAUGCCAAGUCAGAUGAUGGCCUUUCGACUGCUAGCUCCCCUGAACCUGGCACGAGUGACCUGAUGGGCAGUGCCACAGAUGCACUCAAGUCAGUGGUGGCAAAGUUCAAAAGUGAGAACAAUGGUCUUAUGCCUGAAAAUGGAGAGGAGGAGGAGGAAGAUGAGGAUGAUGAGGAAGAGGAAGAAGAAGAGGAAGAUGAGGAGGAAGAAGAAGAGGAGGAGGGGGAGGAGGAGGAAAUUGAGAGAAAGCCUGGAGAAGAAGAAGAGGGAAGAAAUGACUAUCGUUUUAGCUUGAGGCUAGAAGGGGCCCGACACCACCAGAACAGUGAGGCCCUACACCCACACCGCCGGAGCUUAUCCAGGGAGCCUGAUGAUGAAGACUCCUCAGUCAUGGAGUCAGACCGGGCAGAUGAUGGAACCAGUACUACCAUCAAUGGCUUGAGACCUCUAUCUAAUGACAGCCUGUCCAGGAAGCUAUUGGGUGGAGGGGUCAGUCCUGGUUCCCUCAGUCCCCUGUCCAAGCGCAUCAAGGUAGAGAAAGACCUUGAUCCCCCCACACCCACAAUCCCAAACACAGAGAACGUCUACUCUCAAUGGCUAGCUGGCUACGCUGCCUCCCGGCAGCUCAAGGACCCUUUCAUUAGCUUCACAGGUGGGGACUCCAGACAAUCACCCUUUGCGUCUUCAUCUGAGCACUCUUCAGAAAAUGGCAGCUUGCGCUUCUCUACUCCACCCGGUGAACUGGAUGGGGAACGCGCCGCGUCAGUACGGAGCGGCACCGGCAGUGGGGCCAGCACUCCCCACGGUGGCAGCGGCAAUGGCAGGCCGAGCUCAAAGGAUGGUCGCCGCAGUGACACCUGUGAAUUUUGCGGCAAGGUAUUUAAGAACUGCAGCAACUUGACAGUGCACCGACGCAGUCACACUGGAGAGCGGCCCUACAAAUGCGAGCUGUGCAGCUAUGCGUGUGCACAGAGCUCAAAGCUCACCCGUCACAUGAAGACCCAUGGACAGAUGGGCAAGGACGUGUACAAAUGUGAAAUCUGCCACAUGCCUUUCAGUGUAUACAGCACUCUGGAGAAACACAUGAAAAAGUGGCACAGCGACCGCCCUCUGGCUAAUGACAUUAAGACUGAGUAGGUAAAGAGCAGCAUGCUGGUUGCUCUCUCUCAGCUCCCCUGGCUAAAAAGCAACCCUGGCUAACUAGCCGAUAAGUGAGGGGAAAGGACAACAGGGUUAGACACCAGUACACAGUACAGCCCUGUUCUCAUCCCGACUGGAAGAAGCUAGAUGCAUGAUCCAUUACUGGGGCAAUACUAUUGCAUCACACUUAAAACUUUUUGAGCCUUUCUAUUGUGCAAUAAUUUACACGUUUUGUAUUUUUUGUAACUGGACAGCAUGCUCUGUGUGUUUUGGCUACCUAGAGAGAAAAUUGUCCGCAGCUGGUGGGUUUGGUUGUACAUGUGUUGCUGUUGAUACUUUUGAUUUCUUCAACAUAAAAAAUGAGUUAUGAAAACCCAUGCUGCAUACAGUACAUACUGUUUUACAUAUCAUGUACAGUUUUGAGUUCAAACAUAGUGGGCAGUGUCAUAUACUCAAAACAUCAAGACAAGCAGGGUCACACUUAAAAAAUGAUCUUUGUGAAAGAUUUU